CUUCUCCACCAAUCCCUUUUGGUGAAGGCGGGUCUUCCUUUUUCUAAAAUUUCCCCAAUGGUAUCCAAGUGGUUCAGGGGAAUAAAACCGCCUAAACGGAUCAAAGAGUACUUUCCUCCUCCACAACAAAACCAACCACUAAACCAAAUCGAAGGCUUGUCUCGAAUCAAAGAGUACUUUUAUAACUUUGGCUACCUUCAAUUCUCUGAGACAUUCAACGAUUUUUUGGACCAGCAAACAGUAUCAGCCAUCGAGACCUACCAGCAAACUUUCAAUCUCCAAGUUACCGGCUACCUAAACGACGAGACAUUACAACUAAUCUCAUUACCCCGAUGUGCUGUCCCCGACAUGAAUUUCACCUACAACUUCCCCGAGGCGUGGCCCAAAGCCGGUAACCAGUGGUUCCAAAAGAUAAAACUCACGUACGGUUUUCUUCCUACAAAUAUCCCCGCCAACGCCACGAAAGUGUUCGGACAGGCAUUCACGCGGUGGGUGAAUGCCACAGGGCGUUUGAACCUCACGCAGACAAACUACGAUGACGCAGACAUUAAGGUUGGAUUCUACAAUUUCAAUGUUGACGCCUAUGUGUUUGGCGUCAGCUUUAUAAGGGAGGAACCUCCGUUUAACGUGAAGACGGCGGAGAUACGUCUCAACGGGAACAUAUAUUGGACGCUGCCAAGUGAAAACAACAGCUUGUCGUGGGAGAAUGAUGUUCUGGACUUGGAGAGUGUGAUGAUGCAUGAGAUUGGACAUUUACUUGGACUUGACCACUCUUUCUUGCAUGAGUCUGUUAUGUACCCUUACAUUUUGCCAUCACAGCAACGAAAGAUACAACUCUCGAACUUCGACAAGAACAACAUUCUUCAACAGAACAUUGAAUCCAAUUCUGAUUAUCGUGGAAGUUGGAGGGUGCUUGUAACUACCACCUUGUCCCUAGGAUUUUGUAUAUGGUGCUUCUAG
Vigna angularis (adzuki bean) is the source of this 960-nucleotide messenger RNA. RefSeq names its product metalloendoproteinase 2-MMP. Gene Ontology annotation, cellular component: extracellular matrix. The record is from RefSeq and is a predicted model, not a curated record. Gene Ontology annotation, biological process: extracellular matrix organization; proteolysis; collagen catabolic process. Bases 58 to 960 code for a protein of 300 amino acids. The transcript has a single exon. Gene Ontology annotation, molecular function: metalloendopeptidase activity; zinc ion binding. NCBI's taxonomy places the organism in Eukaryota, Viridiplantae, Streptophyta, Magnoliopsida, Fabales, Fabaceae.